This is a messenger RNA of Chelonoidis abingdonii (Abingdon island giant tortoise), 498 nucleotides long. The record is from RefSeq and is a predicted model, not a curated record. Lineage: Eukaryota; Metazoa; Chordata; Testudines; Testudinidae.
CCAUGGCAGGUGCUUAGGUGCAGCCAGUGCAGUGAGAGGAGGGGACAGCAAGUCAGGCUGGCAAUGAAGGGACAUCUCUCCACUCUGAUGCUGUGGCUUCUUCUCCUCACAAUUCAGGACAUAGCAGGUGCUGAUGAGCUGAGGCUGGCGGACGGAGGCAGCCGCUGUGCUGGGAGAGUGGAGGUUAAACGCCACGAUCAGUGGGGGACAGUGUGUAGCAGUUACUGGGACAAGGCAGAUGCUGGAGUUGUCUGUAAGCAGUUGGGAUGUGGAGCUGCUGUCAGUGUCCAUCGUAAUGCUCAUUUUAGACCAGGAUCUGGACCAAUUUGGCUGGAUAGAGUUGCCUGCGAUGGUACCGAGUCUGCUCUCUGGGACUGCAGGAACAGGGGAUGGAAUGUGCAUGACUGUUAUCAUGGGUGGGAUGCUGGAGUCACUUGUUCAGAUAAGAAUUCUCUGAGACAAAAGGGCUUGAACUCAGAGGACGUCAUGUACCUCUGA